AUCGAAUCACAAGUGUAGCAGUUUGUCCAAAAGACAAGAAUGUGGUUAUUGUAGGAGGGCAAAAUAAGCUAAUUAAUUUACUUCAUAAGACGUAAGUCAGGCUGUGGUGAUUUUAAUUAGCAGUACUGCGCGUCACCCGCCGUGGUUGCUCAGUGGCUAUGGUGUUGGGCUGCUGAGCACGAGGUCGCGGGAUCGAAUCCCGGCCACGGCGGCCGUAUUUCGAUGGAGGCGAAAUGCGAAAACACCCGUGUACUUAGCUUUAGGCGCACGUUAAAGAACCCCAGGUGGUCGAAAUUCCCGGAGCACUCCACUACGGCGUGCCUCAUAAUCAGAAAGUGGUUUUGGUACGUAAAACCCCAUAAUGUUUUUUUUAGUUUUGCGCGUCAUCUGCUCGCAAGCUACGGCAGAGGUUGUGGUGAAGAACAUGGAUCUAUAUUUACUCGCUAUGUUUUUUAGGUAAACACAAACUCAUGUACACGGCCGGCUUUGUAUUUCGCUUCCGGCGCUAUGAAGAUAUCAUGACUUGGAAUGUCGCAAAAGUGUGGUUGUGGAUCUGCUCAUGUCUAUUGGCGGCUCUUUUAUACGGCCUAUCCUUACACAACUAUGCACAGUCCGAAGACAGCCAUUAUUUUGUUACUGCACGGUAAAGGAAUGUUACACUGCAAACCGCUCACGGUGUGACAUGCAUAUUUUGACUGCAAGCCAUUGUUAUGUUCAGUGAAAUCCCACAAGACGUAUUUUAAGCGUCGCUGUGUUGUAUAUGACUUUGUCUGCUCGGCUUGCUUUCAAAAAAACGAAAUUCUCGGAGCUUGCGUAAGGAAAAGAAGUUCUAACUCUACGUUGUAAAACUGAGCGUCGCAUUGCCUUCUUCUUUUUUUUUUUUUUUUUGCUUGGUACUGAGCGCCCGCUUAGCAACCGACGCUUGUCGUGUCAAGACGCCUGUUAACUGGGCUUAAAUUUACAUUGUAUUCAAUUUCAUUCUUUUCCCAUGCUGCCUGUUAAUCUUCUUUGUGUUGAGUCUUUUUGUCUUUAAGGACGAAACAUCUCUAUGCUUCAAUUUUAUUUUCCUUGAACCCAGUUUUCCUUCCUUGAGGGCGUUUCGUAAUACGCUCGUAACCGCGUGCCCCGCAUACUCGCGUUCAUUCCUUGGCCGAGCAUCAUUGCAAAGCAGUGGUGUCGAAAGAGGAAAAAAAACAAUCCUCUCGCGCUUACUCUGUUCUCCGUUCCCUGGCGUUACCCCUUCCACCUUCCUUUUUGCUCUUUCUGAGCUGCGCUACAAGCCUAAAAAAGUCAUGACAUACCAACUCGCCCAAACUGCCACGCUUUUACUCUCCCAUACGCCCAACCCCUUACAUAUUUUUUUCUUAGUCUACUUCUUGACUCAGCCACUACUCUUCGUCACACUUUUUCAUAGGACACAAAGAUAUCUGCCUCGUCCGAAACUAGAGUGUCUUCUAGUCUCAUAACUUGUCCGCACUGUGCCAACAAUCGCGCAGCACUAGGAAUGUACAAACUGACCCCAACCCGUCUGACUUGGUUGGCUGCAAUAUUGCUGUGGCUGGCGUGUUCGCGAGUGCCAUGGCUCCUAGGUCUGGCGACCAACGUGGGGCUACUGUUGGUGACGCUGUUCUCCGGCUACUGGUUGCUCUGGUACGGACACCGUGCUUUGUUCAACGGAUUCGUAGAUCCCGAAGGAAAGUGCGUACUUAUAACAGGUAAGACUGAUUACUUGCUUUCAACUCGCGUAAAGAGUUCCGCGCACUGUAUGGGACGCCAUGGUUGAGUAAUAGCUCCGGGUUCAUCUUCAUUGGCUCAGGUGUUCUCAGCCGACACCAAAGUCGCGGAUCAUGGCCCACUUAUUGAAUUAUGCACCUGUCGGAAUGGGGUCGACGACACCCGAGCGUCGAACUCCGAACUUUGUGUACACUUUAUAACGUCGCAGACGCUCAGUUGCUGAUUCGUCGUGUGGCUGAGAAGCAUGAUUGGACUUGCACAAGUGCACUGCAAACGACCUCCAAUAAUUUUUGUUUGGUUCCUUGCUUGCAGAGUUGUCAAAACUUCCGAUGUUACCAUGUGGAGUGCGUGGCUUCUCCGAUUAUUUUAAUGAGGGCUUCCACAAUCUAGGUGUGUGGGUUUGCGUACAAUUACACAUCAGUGGCAGCACACACCAUGAUAAAUGACUAGGCAAUCCAUAUCAACAAAUUGUAGCGCAGAAAAACGUGGAAAGAAGAAGCGAGACGAGAAACUUGCGCUAGACUUUCUGACUUCUAUGACUUUGAAUCUGACGUUCCAUCUUAGAGAGACGCCUGCAGUUGCAGGAAAGUCAAGUUGCAAGUGCGAGCCCGGAUGAUACUGUGGACAAAACAUGGGAACCAGUACUCAGUUCACUAGGUCAUGCCUUUGGUUCGCUUCAUAAAAUACCAGAAUGUGGUUUAGAAGGUAGACACGGGUGGCGCUUUUUCUUUUUCGUGUUGGCAGUCAGUUGGUCACUAGAGUUCCACAUCGGCGUUAAUGUAUUGUCUGGCGGCUGUGUAUGGUGUCCUUGAAUAACUCAGGAAGCACUCAUCGCAGGAUGCGACAUCGGCUUUGGGUUCAUGCUUGCCACGCAGCUAGCUGAUGAGGGAUUCUUCGUGUACGCCGGAUGCUUGGACGAAGGCGGUGACGGCUCGAAGUUACUGAAGAGGACGACGAACAUCCGGGUUUUACAAAUGGACGUCACGAAGGAGGAAGAAGUCACUCGAGCUUUCCAGAUUGUGCAGGAGACUCUCGGUGGGAAGCAUCUGUGGGCAGUGGUCGCCAACGCCGGGGUCGGCAGCAUUGGCUACAUCGAGUGGCAGCCCUUGAAACGCGUCCGCUCCGUGUUCGACGUCAACACGUUCGGUGCCCUCUCCGUGUCUGCCACUUUCCUGCCGCUGCUCAAGAAGGCUCGCGGAAGACUCGUCCUGGUCACCAGCAUUUUGGGUCGAAUGACUCUUCCCGAGUGCCUCACCUACUGCAUGUCCAAGAGUGCCUGCACCUCGCUCGCCGACGGCCUCCGACGUCAAUAUCUCAACAGGGGCGUUCACGUGUGCACUGUAGAGCCCGCCGCCUACAGAACCGCGAUGAUGGACCAUGCGAAGAUGGAAGAGACUUACGACCGCGACAUGGCGCUGCUCCCGGAAAGCGUUCGCAGCGCCAUCAACGAGCGGUCCGUCGCACGCUCUAAGCACACGGCGGAUGUUCUCCACUCCUUCAUCAUGAGAGACAGCCCGCAGGAGGCAGUGGACUCCAUGAAGCGGGCCGUGCGGGAGCGACUUCCUCGCGCGGCUUACAAACCCGGCGGACUCUCGGACGCCGUCAUACGGUGGUUCUACGACAUGGGGCCGACAGACAUGGUCGACGAAGCCAUCGACGCGGCGCGCAGGAUAGCGAUGCUUAUGAAGAGGAAGUAGGAGCACGCGCCUUCCAUCCGGUCCCCGACUAGAGCAAGAUGGGCUCUCUCUUCCAAAAACAACCAUUUCGGCGAAACCAUCGACGAAGGUUGUCGAUGAAAACGAAUAACUGAACGUUUCUACAAAGCUAUUCGCUUUAGUGAAGGAAUGAUCAGUUUGGAAGGGGCGUAGUUGUUGCAGCGAGGAUGUUGAAGUAGCGUUUAUCGUUCCGUUCCGUAAUUUUGCGAGGAACGGAUCCGUUACCCAGCUAUUCUGCAGAAGUAGUCCAAGUGUAGGGACCUAUACUUCGACUGAGUAGUAUAUGUGGUUCUACCAAUACGCUUAAUUCCCAUAUUGGUGUUGUCUCCAGCAGUACAUAAGGCCACUGCCAUUCUCCUCUCCUGCCGCUGGAACCCUUCCCCGAAACCGCUGAUGGAGGACAGAGUGGUGGGGAAAGAAGGGGCUUUUCUUACCGAGUGCUCUACCGCAGCAUCUAAACCUACAGACGCCAAAAGCUACCGCACGACAACACGUUAGUCUCAAAGAUCGAUACAGUGGGCAUUGGGCAACGAACGCGCUGCGCCAUUCGGUUGCGCGACAUCACGCGCCUAUUGCAUGGGCGGUUUAAGGCCGACCAGUGUCAAGCACCACAAAAACGAGCGAAACAGCCAAAUAAAGCUACUCGCUUUAAAAUAUCCUCCUUUCGUCGAAUGCAACAAGGACCACUGCGCAAAUACGAUACAAAGAAACAUGGACGGUUUACACACCCCUUCACGUCGUGUAUAUCGAGAUUCACUUCUCAACCAUUUGAAGACUUGAGCACUUGAGGCGCGUCACCUGACUAGGAAGAUUUUGCAGUGAUCAAGUGGCAUCUCCUUCCACAAUGCCAGAAACAGAGUAGAUGACGAUUCAGGAUGACCUAGCUUGCAUAUUCAUCGAUCUUGAGGAGUACAUCAACGGUUAUGAAAUGAAAGGGGCGAGGGGAGGGGUCAAGACAUCAACUUCAGGGAUGUCAAAGAAGCCACUCUAGGAAUACAGGGGAGGCAUUCCGUAAGAGUCCACCAAUUGCACAUGUCUAUUUCGUCUCCUAUUGAAGUUCUUAUUGGCUGGGCUGUGCUGCGCGCCUGCAGCACAAGGCGCCAUAGCCAAUGAGCACUUGAGCAGCAGACUAAAUGGACAUGCCCACUAGGUGGACUGUUACAGAAUAACUCCCCUGGUCUCCUAGACUCCGUCCUCUCGUUCACGCUGGCCUGCUGGAGCGAGAGGUCACUUCUGACCGACGUAGUGAGGUCUAAUCAGGUGAGCGCAUUUUGAGAGCGGCGAGCGCCAUUGGGCUUGUCCGUUUUAUUUCGAUAGCUCUUUGGACACUCCAGGCACAGUUUUGCUGUCGCCGUCGCCGUGAUGUUCUGUAUAAAGUCCAAGGAUGAUACCGUUGCCGCGCACCGUAUGCUGUUUGUGCGACUUCGUGCGAGGGUGAGCCGACGAUUGCGACUCAAGCUCCAGGGGGAGGGGAAGGUAGGGGGGGGGGGUUCUACUCCUGGCGGCCCGGGCGGCCAGGCGCAACCGCACCGGCCGUUGUAUCUUCAAAGUAAUCUGGGACGGGGACAGAGUCCGCCGUGCGCUGUUUUCGCGGCAUAAUUCGCGUUGAUGCGAGAUGAUGAGCUAAGGUCAAUUCGCUCGCUGCUACUGCCGCACUUCCUCACUCCGGCGUUUUGACAGCGAGUUCCCACGGUCAUCGAGUGAGGGGGGAUCAUGUUUCCUUGUACACGCGUGAAGCCAUGCUUGUUAAUUUAUUUACUAUACCUACGUUUAUACGUUCAUACAGCCAAUAAAACUACUUUCCUUCCA
Molecule: messenger RNA, 5258 nt
Organism: Dermacentor andersoni
Lineage: Eukaryota; Metazoa; Arthropoda; Arachnida; Ixodida; Ixodidae
Product: short-chain dehydrogenase/reductase family 9C member 7-like
Cellular component (GO): intracellular membrane-bounded organelle
Source: RefSeq, a predicted model, not a curated record